AUGAAAAUCCUGUUUUCCGACGAGAAAAUGUUUGACAUUGAUGGGGUAUACAAUGCUCAGAAUGAUCGGGUGUGGGCUGCGGAUCGUGAGGAAGCUGAUAGGAACGGCGGGAAGAAACAAAAACGUAAAUUUCCACAGAAAGUUAUGGUAUGGUUAGGUGUGUGCUCAAAAGGUGUUACACCGCUGGUUAUUCUGGACAAAGGUAGUGUCGAUCACGAAAGAUACAUUAAGGAAGUCUUACCAGUUGCACUUAAAUAUGGAAACAAGAUUUUUGGUGAUGAUUGGAUUUAUCAACAGGAUGGUGCAACGGCGCACACCCACGAUUUAACUCAAAAGUGGUGCAAAGACAACUUUCCGUCAUUUUUGGACAAAGGCCAUUGGCCGCCAAAUUCACCGGAUUUGAACCCACUCGAUUACUCAAUAUGGGACGAAUUCGUUCAACAAAUGAACUGGGACAAUGUUCAGUCGAAAAAGACAUUAAUUAACGAGCUGAAGCGAGCAGUAAAACGAAUUAGAGAAACAGUCAUUUUUGAAAGCUGUAAAAGUUGGACUAACAGAUUGUACCGUUUGAAAGGAAAUGAUUUUGAAUAUUUACAUUAA
Molecule: messenger RNA, 600 nt
Organism: Adineta ricciae
Lineage: Eukaryota; Metazoa; Rotifera; Eurotatoria; Adinetida; Adinetidae
Source: the annotation of a GenBank genome assembly